Molecule: messenger RNA, 2086 nt
Organism: Sander lucioperca (pikeperch)
Lineage: Eukaryota; Metazoa; Chordata; Actinopteri; Perciformes; Percidae
Product: myelin-oligodendrocyte glycoprotein-like
Exons: 4
Coding region: 28-735 (235 amino acids)
Source: RefSeq, a predicted model, not a curated record
AGUUGAAUCCAUUUCUCCCCAGAAGUCAUGAAGACGUCUACUUCUCUCCUGGACGUGAUGAUGAAGAUACUUUUAAUAACUGUUCUCCUGUUUCCUGAAACUAUCCUGGGAGAGUAUGGUGUCGUGUGUCCGACUCUGAUCGAGGCAGUAGAAGGUGAUGCUGUUACUCUGCGGGGUUCUCUGAGUCCUCCGGUCAACUUGACUCCUUACACGUUGGAUCUGAAGAGACUUGACCUCUAUGACGAUCUGGUCCACGUCUACCGACAUGGAGAGGACCAUUUCCCUCCACAGAGUCAUCACUACAGAGGCAGAACAACUCUGAUCCAUGAAGACCUGAUCGGAGGAACCGUGACGCUGCAGAUCUCCUCAGUAAAUCUGUCUGACACCGGACCGUACGAAGUCUACGUCCCAAAACUGAAAGCCCGCUGUGCUUUUAACCUCACUGUUGAAAGAAAAGCAAACAGGUCAAAGAGAAAUAAUUCCAGCACAUCUGGACCUCCAGUGGAAGAAGAGACCGAGUCAGAGCAUCGGGAUGGUGAGAACAGGAAGGCUGCCCGUGCUGUUAUCCUUCCCACUGUUCUCCUCCUCUGGAUUCUCCUUGUUCUGCUUCUGAUGAGAGGAAGGAAGGAGAAAAAUCCAGAGAUAGCAGCGGACGGACAUGAAGAGAAAAACCUGAACAUGGAAGCAGCAAAAGGAGAUGAAGACCUGGAGAGAGCUGCAGGAAACCUCGUCUGAGAGCUUCAGUGAAGGUCGGCCAUCAAACGAUCCCACUGCCUUCACCAGUUUUAGAGUUUAGAGAAGAGAACAACAUGAAACCUCCCCACAUGGACUGAUAAAGGUAUUACACAACUCAGACACAACAAUGAUCAUAAUGAUGAGUCCUUUUGGUCCAGAUGCAGUAUUAGAAAAGGAACUUUACAGAAAUCUUCUGAGCUGUUCAACAAUAAGCCCCCCGAACAAAAUCAUAUUAACAACAUACAGGGCGGUUUAUUACACGGCUGCUCACUAAAGAAAUCCAUAAUUUUACAAAUUUUACACAAAUAUUGAUUUAAAGGCUUUGCAGGGUUCAAUUUCCAACGAAUUUGCGCAAUUUGCUUGUUGGUAAAUACAUAUAAACUGUUUUCCAUUGUACUUGAUGUUGUUGGGUAUCACAAAACGGAAUAUAAUACGAAAAAGUGAGUACUAUUUUACAGUGGUUUGCAAUGUUUCUCCUUUCCCCCACAAUGCAUUGCAUUACGUCACCUUGAGGAGACGACAGACCAAAGCCCGCCUUGAGACCCAUAUUUUUUUUUAGUUCUCAUUUUAGUUACCAGACGGAGAUGACUCCUUUUAGUACCCGGGGUAUUCCUGCAUGUACUGUAACUAUGCCGUACGGCCGUGCCGUAAGGUACUUUUAAUUGAGUAUUUUCAUUUUCUCCUACUUGCCUAUUGUACAUUUUACUUCUCUGUUUUUAUAGCUUUGCAUAUGUAUGUAUUCACCUUAACCCAGGUUAGGUUGGGACUCUUAAAGUAAUAUCAGGGACAUAAUGAAAGCUGCUUUCUAUCAUUUAACAACAUUAAAAGUGACUUGAAUCUCCAACUGGUAUAUCUGCCUUCAUCUGAACCUGGUUCAGACUGCUGUGAAGAUCUCUCUGCUGGACAACAAACAAUGAGAAGGCUUCAACUCCUUUAUUACUUUAUCUCUUUAAUAUCUGGGGUUGAAUCAGGCCGUCAGGGGAAACGUUGACAAUCAGUGAACAGAACUGCUGUAUGAUGACGUAGGAUUUUAUUUGCUGCACUUUCUUUUGACUUUUGUUGAUGUUGCACUUUGUUAAAACAUAUUGUAUUUGUCUGAUUCCUACUUGGAUGUACAAAGCCAAACUUAAUAUUUAACUGUAUAACUUAUUCCAACUUAAAUCUUAUUGUUAAAUGCCUACAUGCUCAAGCUGCUUCUCUCUUAACCGAAUGCAUUUGUUACCAGGCACCCUGUAUCUUUAUGGAUGUAUUUGUGAUAUUUUUGAAUGUAUUUGUGUAUGUACUUUACCUCUUUUAACUAUUCUAUUUGUAUAUCCUUCUUCUUAAAGCUAAAUAAAGUGUUUAAAAAGCC